Messenger RNA from Cokeromyces recurvatus, 1188 nucleotides. Its product is annotated as guanine nucleotide binding protein, alpha subunit. Gene Ontology annotation, biological process: adenylate cyclase-activating G protein-coupled receptor signaling pathway. Bases 106 to 1014 code for a protein of 302 amino acids. Gene Ontology annotation, molecular function: GTP binding; GTPase activity; G-protein beta/gamma-subunit complex binding. Gene Ontology annotation, cellular component: heterotrimeric G-protein complex. The transcript has 8 exons. The record is from RefSeq and is a predicted model, not a curated record. NCBI's taxonomy places the organism in Eukaryota, Fungi, Mucoromycota, Mucoromycetes, Mucorales, Mucoraceae.
GAAAUUGAUAAAUUAAUUGAAAAAGAAAAAAGCGUCAGAGAUAAAGAAUGCAAGAUUCUUUUAUUAGGUAGUGGUGAAUCGGGUAAAUCAACCAUUCUUAAGCAAAUGAAAAUCAUCAAUUUGAAUGGUUAUUCUCAAGACGAAUUAUUUACUUGGCGUACAACAGUUUAUCGAAAUAUAGUUGAAUCCGCACAAACUAUUGUACAAGCAUUAACAGAAGCAGGUUUAACGUUUGAAAGCCCAGAAUUAAAUGAAAAUAUAGAUCGAAUAUUAUCUUAUAGAGUAUCCGGGAACCCUAAGAGUCAAAUAAGCCCUGAGAUUAUCGCUUUCUCUAAAUUACUAUGGAAAGACCAUGUUGUUAUUUCAUGCCUACAGAAAAGAGAGCCAAAUUUUUAUUUAAUGGACUCCGCAACUUAUUUUUUUGAAAAUUUAGAUAGAAUUGGCCAAGCAAAUUAUGUACCUAAUGAACAAGAUGUCUUGCGGGCAAGACUAAAAACAACGGGAAUUACUGAAAUACAAUUUCAAUUAGGCGGUUUAUUUAUACAUAUGUUUGAUGUAGGUGGACAGAGAUCAGAAAGGAAGAAAUGGAUUCAUUGUUUUGAUUCUGUAACAUCUAUUAUUUUUUGUGUUGCUUUAAGUGAAUAUGACCAAGUGUUAUUAGAAGAAUCAAAUCAGAAUCGUAUGUUGGAAAGCUUAGCAUUAUUUGAAUCAAUUGUAAAUAGUAGAUGGUUUAUUCAUUCUUCAAUCAUGUUAUUUUUAAACAAAGUGGAUGUAUUCAAAGUUAAAAUCGUUAGUUCACCGCUUGAAAAUUAUUUUCCUGAUUAUGGAGGUGGUAGUGAUGCUAAUAAAGCUGCUAAAUAUAUCCUUUGGCGUUUUUUACAAUGUAAUCGAAAUAAGCUGAAUAUUUACCCUCAUCUUACACAAGCUACAGACACAUCUAAUAUUCGAUUUGUAUUUGCAGCGGUGAAAGAAACAUUAUUACAGAAUGCGUUAAGGGAUUCCGGCAUGUUAUAAUUAACUAUAUACAUUCUAUAUAUACACGCAUAGUAAUAAUGAUAAUCAAAAAAAAAAAGUAGACAUACACAUACAUAGUAAUAAUAUAUUAUUCUUUACCCUCCUUCUUUUUUUCUUUCUCUUCCUAUUAAUAUAAUUAUAUACCUUUUUUAAUAAAUAAUUUUUAUUAUUAUC